Diprion similis is the source of this 12974-nucleotide messenger RNA. RefSeq names its product ankyrin-3-like. Gene Ontology annotation, molecular function: protein binding. The record is from RefSeq and is a predicted model, not a curated record. The transcript is spliced from 28 exons. Bases 283 to 12735 code for a protein of 4150 amino acids. NCBI's taxonomy places the organism in Eukaryota, Metazoa, Arthropoda, Insecta, Hymenoptera, Diprionidae.
UUCGUUCGUGACACUGCAGCUUCCAACCAUGUAGCUUCAUUCAAAAGAACCCUGUACGUACGGUUAUCAUCCCCUAGGUUUGCGCUUAAUCGUUGAGGGACGCGUCUGCGCUGUUCUUCGAUCCGUCGAGGCGGGUGGACGGGCGGCCCCACCUAUUCUCAUCGAGUAUAUCACUUGCAGAGUGUAUUGCGCUAGUACCGUAAAAUUUCUCGGAUAAUAGUGUAGGAAGAGGAAAGGCGGGACAUCCGUCGAUCUGCGAGCAGACACACCGGAGCCGAGAUCAUGGUCACGGAUAACACGAAUCAGGCUGAUGAUACGACGGCGCUCCUGCGGGCAGCUCGAUCUGGCAAUCUGGAAAAAGUAGUCGAAUAUCUGGAUGGAGAUUUGGACAUCAACACAGCUAAUUCGAACGGAUUGAAUGCAUUGCACUUGGCAUCAAAGGAUGGGCACGUGGAGAUUGUGACAGAACUUCUGAAGCGUGGUGCUCGUGUCGAUGCUGCAACAAAGAAAGGAAACACUGCUCUUCACAUAGCUUCGUUAGCCGGUCAAGUGGAAAUAGUGAAUAUCCUUCUACAGCACGGGUCGACCGUAAACAUACAGUCUCAAAAUGGCUUCACACCGCUUUACAUGGCAGCCCAAGAAAACCACGAUCAAGUUGUCAAGAUACUACUUUGUAACGGGGCCAAUCAAAGCUUAGCGACUGAGGAUGGAUUCACACCACUUGCCGUGGCGAUGCAGCAGGGUCACGAUAAGGUUGUCAGCGUAUUACUGGAGAACGAUUCUAAGGGUAAAGUUCGACUACCCGCGCUUCAUAUAGCGGCUAAAAAGGAUGAUUGCAAGGCUGCAGAUUUGUUAUUACAGAACGAUCACAAACCAGACGUCACUUCAAAGAGUGGGUUCACACCUUUGCACAUUGCAGCGCAUUACAGUAACGAAGAAAUCGCAGGUCUAUUAAUAAAAAGAGGAGCAGAUGUGAAUUACUUAGCGAAGCACAACAUCAGUCCGCUUCACGUCGCUGCCAAAUGGGGAAAGAUCAAUAUGGUGAAAUUAUUGUUGGAAAACGCAGCUACGAUAGACGCCAAGACACGAGAUGGCUUGACGCCGUUACACUGUGCAGCAAGAUCGGGGCACGAUCAAGUCGUUGCAGUUCUUCUUGAAAAUUCAGCACCGAUCAGUGCACGAACCAAGAAUGGUUUGGCGCCCCUACACAUGGCUUCGCAAGGGGAUCACGUGGACGCCGCGAGGGUCCUCCUGUAUCACCGGGCACCGGUGGACGAGGUUACCAUAGAUUAUUUGACGUCUUUGCACGUAGCGGCCCACUGUGGCCACGUGCGGGUCGCUAAGCUCCUCCUAGACCGCAGGGCUGAUCCGAACGCUCGGGCUUUGAAUGGGUUCACUCCCCUUCAUAUCGCCUGCAAGAAGAACCGUAUAAAAGUGGUUGAGCUCCUCAUCAAGCACGGGGCCUCCAUCGAAUCUACUACCGAGUCCGGAUUGACGCCUUUGCACGUGGCCAGUUUUAUGGGGUGUAUGAAUAUCGUCAUAUUCCUACUGCAGCACGAAGCGAAUCCUGAUGUCCCAACAGUGCGAGGCGAAACACCGUUACAUCUUGCGGCUAGAGCUAACCAGACUGACAUUAUACGAAUUUUGCUAAGAAAUGGCGCCAAAGUUGACGCCCGCGCCAGGGAGCAACAAACGCCGUUGCAUGUGGCGUCUCGACUUGGGAACGUGGACAUCGUCAUGCUUCUCCUGCAGCACGGGGCCGCCGUGGAUACAGCGACCAAGGACAUGUACACAGCAUUGCAUAUCGCGGCUAAGGAGGGACAGGAGGAGGUUGCGGCAAUACUUGUAGAAAACAAUGCAUCGAUAAAGGCUACUACAAAAAACGGCUUUACUCCUCUGCAUAUCGCCGCAAAGUACGGAAACAUGAGCGUGGCGAAAAUUCUCCUGCAAAAGGGGAACGUGUUAGAUGCAAGAGGAAAGAAUGAGAUAACGGCUCUGCAUAUGGCCUGCCACUACGAUCAUCCUGGCGUGGCAGGCCUUCUACUGGAGAAGGGAGCCUCGCCCUGUGUCACAUCUCAGAACGGUCAUACACCCUUACACGUUGCAGCUCGUAAGAAUCAGAUGGAGAUUGCCUCGGCUCUGCUUGAACGAGGAGCAGACCCGAAUGCGGAGUCUAAAGCUGGAUUCACACCGCUGCAUAUGAGUGCACAGAAGGGACAUCACGACAUCACUAACUUACUUAUCGAACACGGAGCCGAUCCGAAUCACAAGGCUAAGAAUGGCCUGACUGCUCUGCAUCUGUGCGCCCAGGAAGAUUUUGUUAGAGUAGCGUCGACACUUUCGAAGAAUGGAGCAAGCGUCGAAAGUCGAACGGAGACAGGGUACCGGCCUAUACACGUGGCUGCGCAUUUUGGAAACUCAUCAAUGGUGCGAUUUCUUUUGAAGCAAAACGCAGAGGUCGACGUUAAAACUAAUCAGGAUUACACGCCGCUGCACCAAGCUGCCCAGCAGGGGCACGCUCACGUAGCCUCGGCUCUUCUCGACGGAAACGCAUCGCAUAAUGCUCGCACAAAAGAUGGCUUAACGGCGCUCAACAUUGCUCAAAAACUGGGAUACAUAUCCGUCAUGGAGGUGCUGAAGGGCUUGACGUACGACAAUUUGGCCCCUUGUAAUAAAAAUUGGGAAGACAAGUACAAGGUUGUGGCGCCGGAAAGCUUGCAGGAAGCUAGUUUCAUGUCCGACUCGGAUGACGAAGGAGGUUCCGACACCUUAAUCAGCGAGCAGCCAUACCGAUAUUUAACAGCAGAUCUAAUGAAAAGCCUCCGGGAUGACUCGUUGCCUAUCGACGUUACGAGAGACGAUCCCAUUCACAGACAAGUUUCGAAAGAAGACAGGCAAGACUUUGUACAGAGUAACAACUAUUGCUCGGCUGAAAACUUUGAGAUGCAGGAUAGCACGACUCUGGGAAGGAUGAAUCCAAGAUCAUUCUUGGUGAGUUUCCUGGUCGAUGCGAGGGGUGGGACGAUGCGAGGGUGCAGGCACAGCGGUGUACGUAUCGUUGUACCGCCAAGGAGAGCAACGAUGCCCAUAAGAGUGACGUGUAGAUUGGUCAAGGUCACCAAAACAACGAGCCCUCCACCGCUUAUGGAAGGCGAGGCGCUGGCUACGCGCAUAGUUGAGAUGGGACCGGUCGGUGCGACAUUUCUGGGGCCUGUAUUGAUCGACGUCCCUCAUUUUGCCUCAGUACGAGGUAAGGACCGAGAGAUAAUAAUUCUACGGAGCGAAAACGGGGAAACUUGGAAGGAGCACGACAAUGCUUUGGAUAACGACGACACCCUAGCUGGUACACCCCACGAUCCCCAGAUGAGCGGUUCAUAUUCGGGACGAAUAACUCGGAUUAUAACAACAGACUUCCCGCAGUACUUUGCCAUAAUUACGCGGAUAAAGCAGGAAGUACAUGGAAUCGGUUCUGAGGGUGGAAUACUUAUAUCGAGCGUUGUGAACCACGUACAAGCAGUCUUCCCGCCUGGUGCAUUGACAAAGAAAAUCAAAGUUGGCUUGCAGGCCCAUAUCAUACCAUACGAGCUGACCGCUAAACUUUUGGGAAACUGCGUCGCGGUUUCUCCAGUAAUCACGAUCGAGCCGAGGAGACGGAAGUUUCACAAACCGAUAACUCUCACCAUUCCGACCCCUCAGGCCGCCAAUAAGGGAAUGAUUAAUCAAUAUGGCGGAGGAACCCCCACAUUGCGCCUGCUUUGCAGCAUCGCAGGUGGGACCAGCGAUGCUCAGUGGGAGGAUGUGACAGGGUCGACACCGUUGACCUUCAUGAACGAUCGAGUGUCAUUUACAACUACAGUCUCCGCGAGGUUUUGGCUCAUGGAUUGUAGGAACAUCGGAGAGGUGCCGAAAAUGGCGACAGAACUCUACAGAGAGUCGUUGUUUGUUCCCUUCGUCACGAACUUCGUCAUUUAUUCGAAACGAAUGGAUCUGCUUGAGGCUACGUUGAGAAUAUUGUGUAUGACCGAUGGCAAAGAAGGACUGCAUACCUUGGAGAGACAGGAGGAAUUUCUUGAGAUUGUAAAAAGCCGAGACGUAGAGGCGCUCGACGGCAAAGAUUUUUACAUAGAGUUCAGCGGUAACCUAACACCGGUAACGAAAUCUGGGGUGCAACUACGGUUCACGUUCAGGGCUUUCCGUCAAAACAGACUAUCCUUUCACGCGAAGGUCAAGGAUCCGCUGCUAGAUCCGGUUGCAAGGAUGUUGUUCAUGCGUGAGCCUAAGGUUGCCAAAGGCGAGCCGUCGCAGCAGCCUAUUUGUAUAUUAAAUAUCGUACUACCGGAACUACUUGGAAAGAAAAAGGUUGAACUCAGGUUUGACAAGGAAAGUGAUAUCGAGGACUCAAACAUCAUUUGUCAGAAAAUUGACUCCUACGCGUCUGAAUACGAAGCAGAAGGCAAAGAAAAAUCCGACUAUCCGAAGGCCGUAGUCGCAUCUCCUUUGCACGAAGUGAAAUCGGUCCGCGGCAAGCAUGACGAUGAUCAAAGAGAUGCCGUCAAUAUCACAGAAUUCUUUGCUCAAAAUGCGGCUUGCCCCCUAGAAACCGUAGAUGCUAGUUACCUUAAUAAAGUAGACGCCGGUAAAAGAAGCGAUGAUGCCCCGUCCGAUGUUGAAAAACAAACUUACUCCGAGAAGCUGAAGUUCUGGGAGGAGAUUGGUAAGCAGAGAAGCAUCAGCAGCAUGGACCUAUCGGACUUGGAAGUUCCACAAAAUAACGUGGACUUAGCAACAGAAGACAUUAGUGGUCAGCUUACGAAGAGUGGCUCUUUGUUGAUACAAGAGAAAGAAGAAUUAAUUGAGGAGAUAGUGGAGGGUGAUGGGAUGGAGGGCGAAGAACGGAAAAAUUCCAUUGAUAUACCGGAUAUUUCCGAGUGUUCCGUAGCUGAAAAGGCCCAUUACUUCGAAGAGCAGAUUCAGAGGGAAUUAAUGACACCCGCGAAGACUACAUUGUGUUCAAAGGCACAGGUUGAUCUUGACGCGAUAAACAAAGCAAGGGCGGCAAAAAGGGAGAAACAGCAGUUGGACGUCAAGAUUUCUCACAAAGGCUUAAUCGGUGUACGUCAGGGAGACGAGGAACACGCCAGCGUAGUGCCAAGUAAGACUGAUAACAUUAUAAUAAACGUUGCCAAUAACAUGUGUAACGCGGCAAAAGAAUGUAGUGAAUCAGCGGUGGUGGAUCUGCAUGGCGUUCAAAGCUUGGAACCCGUAAACUCAAAAACAACACCAUUUACCUCGUCGAACGAUGAACAGAUGCAGCGCGGAAAGCCGAUAAAAACGUUACGUGAAGACGUCAAUUCAAAAUUAGAUUACGGAGCUGAUGACGGACGAGUAGAACAAAUUCUUGCAAGUGAUGACGUUGUAAAAGAAUUAUUGUCCAGUAGCAGAUGUAACAAUUUAGUAUCAUUAAAUGACAUAUCGCACGUAUCACCACGUAUGGCCAAUACAUCACCCACCUCAGUGAUUACAAUCUGUCAGGAGUUUCUCGUGGGUGAGAGACAACACGCGUCACGUCAACUGUGGAAAGACAUCGAUGAGGCUGUCGGCAAGGCUGAUUCAGUCGCGGACCAGAUACAGUUGAAAUUGGUAGAACGCAGUGAGGCGGAUGCAAAUCAUUUGAAUCUCGAGCACCGCGAUGUCGUUGAGAGAUCACUGGGUGAUGAAACCAUCCCCGAGCAGUACGCCGACAAAGAAGCGUCUAGCACACACAUUGAAAAUAUUGAGCACAGAACGGCAGAGAUUGCAUUAGAAACUGGUUCAGAUGUAAGUAUGCAACCAUCGGAGGAACAAGACACGAAAUCUAUUCGGAUCAACAAGGAAUGCCAACCUGCAUUACCGGCAAAUGAUCGUGAUAAAGGAAAACAAAUUGAGAGAAUUUGUGUAUCUAUUCUGGACGUCGGUGCCGACGAAGCGUCGAAUCAGCUGAAGUUGACUGACGAAUUUCAAUCGGAAGAAGCCAAUAGAUCGGUAAUCACAGAAACGAGUAGACAGUCCGAAGGACUGGCACGGCAAUGUGAAACGAAGGCAUGUCACGAAUUUUCAGAUAGUGAAAUCACCAGUGAAGAUGUGCCAGCGAUAUCUGGGGAUCAAAGGAAUUCGGUUAAAAUUAACACGACGAAGAAGGAAUGUGACUCACGAAUCCCGAAACACGUUGGUUUGACGAAGAUGGAACAUGAGACACAACCAGUGAAACGCAAAGACAAUGCGGGAAGUCGAAUUCCCGUUGCCAGCGAUCAACAAAUCACAUCAGUGCUACAACCGGAGCUCAAGGCAGGGCCGAGGACCUCUCACCGUAAAGUUAUCGCGGGUAUCGCCAAUGGAAAAGAAUCGGAAUCGCGUAUACCAAGACGCACUGCUGAAGCAUCAAAGACAGAAACAGAUGAAAGAUUCGUACAUCGAUACAGGACCGAGUAUGAGGCUCACACCGAGGCCAUAGAAAGUCCUAAAGAAAGUUUCCCAGCAGCUGCAUUGAAUAUGACCGAUUCAUCCAAGAUAGUAACGACGAAGGAUACUCAGGCAAGCCAGGUGUCUCACAGAGUCGUCGAGUCGCUCAGGGCCGAGGAAACGAUGCGUCUUUCUGUCAGCAAGUCUACUGACGAAAUUUCCCUGACGGACGUUACGAUUGAGUCGAAGAAGUUUAAGGACCAUACUUUCGGAGCCGAUUCGACGAAGGCGUCUUACUUGAGUGAAAACAUAUCUGAUAAUGUCAUGGCAGAAUUUACGUCGAUAAAGUCAACUGCCGAUCAUAGGACGUCAGCAACAUCGCGAGAGAAAGGAACCAUCUCUCCGGAAAUGUCUGCUAUCACGGCAAUGGCACUUAUUACUGCCACACAGGAGGAAUUAGUAGAAGAAAAGACAAACGGAAGAAUGAAGUCAACAUUGGCAAAAAAGACGCCGACGCAAAGUGUGGAAGAAAUCUAUCGCAAUAACGAAGAAUUGGAGAUGACAUUGAAACGGGAAAUGUCUGUGAAACUGCUUGACAAUGGUAAGUCAUUUAUAGCUGAAGGGUCAGCCAGCACGACAAUCUCUGACAGUAUGCAACAAGAGAAAGUCAAAUUACUUGAGGAUGAACAUGGUUUUCUUAUAGACGCAACAAACAUCAGCAGUUUCGGGGAAACUACGGCUCACGCAAGUGUCAGAAUAUGCACAGAUUUUUCAGCUGUGAAGGUGGAGCAAAAGUCAGAACGUACUGCCACGACUUUUGAUGCAGACAAUUCAUUUGCGCAAGGAGCGUUGUCAAGUCGUACUGCAGUAAUCGAUAACGUAGCCAGUAGAGAAUCAGAAAAAAUUGGAAUCGAUGUUGAUGAUGAAGUAAUAGUACUAGCCAAAUCUCGUGAUUGCGAAACAAUCAAUGAACCGACAGCGGAGGUGGAAACCUUUCAUAACGACGAUGGUAUCUUAACGAAGGAAUCCGAAGUUCGAAGAAUCGCCGAAACGAUAAUUCGAUCUAUAGAAACGGAAAUAGAAAGCACGUCAAUUCUUGCAGAGAACAUAGUGUUUCAAAGCGUUGGAGAAGUGGAAGACUAUUCAUCUCAGGAACAACUGACCAACGCGAAAUUAAAUCACUACAAACUUGGCAGGGAAUCGAAACAGGAGAGCAUUAGUAUAACCGAGGAACUGACGAGAGACGAGGAGUCUUCGCCGGGAUCUCGUAAUAGAGAAGGGAGCCUCCCUUCUGAAACCUCGGGGGGGAGGUGGUUUCAUGAACAAGAUAUGACGAUAAGUCCUAGCACCGCGUCAGAUCACACGGAGGCGGAAGACUCUAUAGAGAUCGAUUCGAAUGGGUUGGGAAAUAGACGAAAACUAGGUUUACCUGAGUGUCAUUUGGAAGAAAUGCAGCAGCAAGCAGUGGCAAAUAUUCUCGAUCAGGACGGUCGAGCCAUAGCCUUUUCGCGGAAAGAAUCAUUCGACGAUCUGGCGACGUGGGACACGGCAACCUUGAGAAUGUCGGGCGCUCGGGUAUUGGAGAUAAUGGAACCUACAGAUGUAGAAGUAAAUGUUACGGGAGAAUCGAUUUUGUGGAAAACAAACGAGGCCGCCCACGAGCGUUGCGUGGCUAGCCACAGUCCCACAACAGUGCAGGAUGAUUCAGGGGCUAGUACUCUCGCAAGUACUUCACGUGGCAAGCUUUGCGGCGAACGAGCUGGAACUAUCGGUUCAAAUACACUUUUUAAGCAGUCAAACUUGACCGAUGAUCCGAUCGUUGACGACUACGUGAGAAACAACUACGGGAUGGGGUUUGAUCCCAAGAUCAAUGACGCUGAAGCUCGUAGUCAGACCUCGAUAUUGCCAAAACUGCGAAUACAAAAUCUGGAUAUAAAACCUGUAAAUUGGAUGAUUGGAGAUGAGAAAAUUGAAAUAUCCGAGUCGUUGCAGCCUUCUGAGGCAUUCAACCAGGAGCUGGAAGAGUACGAGUCAGUGGUGAAGCAGUUCAGCCUUGAAGGGAUGAAGAACGAAAAUGUGAUACUACCAAUUGAUCAGAAUCAAGAACGCCCCUUCGCGUGCGAGGAUGUGAACAUGAAUGAUGGGACCCCAAUAAAGCUAGGUCAAAAGGAAACUCCAAAGACCAAGUUUACAGUUAUCCCAGUAAGCGAUAAGCAAUUGGAGAGUGAACUCGUUGAAAAUAAUUUGGAUAUUAGUUGUCAAGAGCUGAUGGAAACAUUGCAAAAAGAAUUUGACGCCAAGACUCCCACGGAACACUUUGCCAUGGAAACGUCCAAAGUCGAAUCACCGACUGACAAAGAAGUAGGAUAUAACCCGGUGAAACUGGUGAAUGACGAUUACAGUACCCAAAAACAUACCUUGAAAAAAUCAGGCAAGCAGACUAGUCCGGUGACAGGCACAGGUGCGAAUGAAACAGGUUACUUUGAGAUGACGAAAUUUCAAUCACCGAUGCAACUGGCCGAAGAAAGAAAGGAGGAAACAGUUGGGAUGAAAGGAGAAAUCGACGGUAAAUACGAAUAUGAUACUGCCUUAGGGUGGUGUGGAACUGACAAUAGGACAGAGAAAACUUUAACGGGGGACGCGUCGGGAAGUACCGAAAAAAGCAUGGAAUCAGUUGAGUGUACAGUGUCCUCGGGCAAUGAGAGAAUUCAACAUGUCCUGGGCUUGCCCCAAGAUGAUGACGUCACCACGGUAGGUGGCGGCAUAUUCGACAGUCAACCAACGCUCGAUCACCGCACAACGGCUGACCACGACGCCGGUACCAUAACAAAAACGAGAAGGGACUUACAAGUGACGAAUAUUAAUCUGAGUGCAAGGUAUGCCAUCACGGUGUUGGAUCAGGUAGUGAAAAAAGAAAUUGCAGAAGUCAAAGAAUCUUUGGAAGCAGCAAAACAGGAUUUAAUUGACGAAUUGAGCGAGAAUAGCAAAAUGGUUUUUCACAUAAAAGACUCGCCUUCGGAGUUUCAAUUCAAACUUGAGUCGGAAUCGAUACCGAAUGAAUUACCUUUCCUGUACAAAGCACCGUCCGCAAACGAUCAGCCAAACAAACACGAUGGUACAGAAAACACGGGGGCAGCUUCACCAGUCGCAAAGUUACGAAGCACUGGUGCUGAUGUGAAGGUAGAUGUUGACAAGAAACUUGAAUUAGUUAGCAGGGAGCUACGAAAAGACAGUGGUGCAAUCACAAAGGAGACAGAUGAAGGUGAUUUUAAAUCAGAGUCCAAGAAAGAGAUCGAGAUCCUGAAACGCGAGACUGUUAUCGAUGCAAAAGUUGAGAAACCACCCACCACUGAUUUAAGUGGAAAUGGUAACUGCUCGGUUCCGAUCCCCAUCGAUACAUCUGUACCCGCCACCGCUGCAGACCCCGGCCCCGUCUCCGUCCCCGUCCCCGUCACAGCUCCUGUACCAGCCAGCAGAUCGAGUUCAGACGUAGAGACCAUAGACAACAGCUUCUUGAUGUGCCCCCCUCAGCCAGCACCAAGGAGAAGACAUAAACCGGAGAGAGCACUGAAAAAGAUCAGAUCAGACAGUGAAACCGACAUCGGUUCCAGUUCUGGUGAGAGUAACUAUCACUCAUGUGACUAUGAAAUAGGAAGUGGCAGCAGGCCAAGUUCCUCGGACAUUGAGGCAAUGCAAUCGGGAAUACUCUCGGGAACCGCAUCGGAAUACGAGACAGCCUUGAUGUCGGUUGAAAAUUCAUCGGCGUCAAAACCCACCUCACAAGAUUACCACACCGCAAUCAGCUCAUUGAGUUCGAGGGAAUCCAUAAAAUCUCUUUAUUCGGAGAGUUCUGGACAUUUGGCGAGUAUCGAAAGUUCUAGCGAGCUUUCGGAAACACUAGUGCCUUCGGAGAGCGACUUGGACCGAGACGAUUUCGACGAAAGCGUUGAUCAUGUUCUUGAAACCGACGGAGUUAGCGUUGGUGCAACAAUCGUGUUGAAAGCUUCUCACGCGCCUGACAACGAUAAUGUAUUACCAGCGCCAAGUGAUGCCGCCUGCAAUAUCGUGGAAACGAACGUGUCAGCUGUCGCGACAUCCCGUAUGAAAAGAUCCUCCGAAAUGAUAUUUCACCAAGACGACGAGUCUUGUGAGAAGAUCGGCUCAGUCGUGAUGGAUACUUGUGAACAUCAAUAUUCCAAUAGCAAAAAUGUAUUACAUAAUAAAUCCAUCGACAACGCAACGUCCACGACAUUGAUUGUUGAGAGUGAAUUUGUUGGAGAUGGCGAUAUGCAAUCUGUCGACAUUACGACGUCUCGCGUAGACGAAGAUGGCAUCCAAAGUGUCUGUACUCAGGUUACCUCCCGGGAUAAGGGGGUGUCAGCCAAUAAUACAUCCAGCCGUUUGGCAGAGUCAGAGUCUGUUAUCGUCGAGAAUUGGAUGGCAACGAACGCCGGCGGUUCCAGCAGUAUCGUUCAGUCAAACACAAUGGACGUUAGAGCAGAGGAAGGAGCUACGGUAACCGAUGCCGAAAUCGAAUUCACGGGAUUCGAGCAGAGGCCGGACUUGUCAUUGAUACAACAGGCCAGUGUGUCCACAUCCACAGCAUCUGGAAUAUCAUUAGAAACGGUCAUCGACAAUACAGAGAAACAAGAGCGCCGUUCCCCCGAUAGCGAUUCGUUCGAGUUAGUCGACAAGCCAGACAUUAUCGAUGACUUUGUCGUUAUAGAAGAGGUGGGCCGAGAAGCGGAGGAAUUCGACGCCGAGGGAAAAAGUAUCCACAUAAGUAGUAUGAGUAUAGUGUCCGCAAAUGUCAAAACUUACGACAGGGAGGUAGAGAACUUGAUUACGAACACCAAGCGCGAAGAUCACUCGCAACCGACGAGCCAGCUGCAAGUUAGAAAUAACGAAUUGUUUGACUUCGAAUCAGAGGACAGCCCGCCCCAGGUAUCAAACGAGGAGCAUUUAUACUCCCAAUCGUAUUCGGAUGACGAGCAGUACGAAGGCGGAAAGAAAUGGGUGGAGAUGCAGUUUCAGACAGAUGCCCGUGGUUACGAGAUCGACUACGAUCGUGGCCCGCUGGAGGACAUAAAAGAGGAGGAGAUAACCGACUUCGAGGCGGGUAGCAGCCGUUUUGGAAGCUUGGGAAGUCACAAGGAAUCGGUUGGAAGCAUCGGUAGCGCACGUGGGAGUCUGGGAAGCACGCCUGAGUAUGAUGUACUAGCGGGAAGAAAAUACUUUACCAAGCCGUCCGAGCAUGAUAAUUUAUCACUGAGCUCCUUGCAAGAAUUCGAGAGCCUCGAGAAUGCCGUGGCAAUGGAAAAUUCGAAAAAGUUCCAUUGCGGCUCUCAGGAUUCAAUAAACAAUGGUAGUCUACCCAGGCGUUAUCUCGCCGGUCGGUCAGGUCACGGUGAUGAUGUAUCACUGUCCUCGUUGAAGGAUUUCGAAGGAUUGGAGACAGCCUGCCGUGAGGCCCACAUGAUUGAGCUGCGAGCCAGGGAGGAAGAGGAUCUUCUUGACCAUGAAAGUCCCGAAAAUCGAUAUAAGCUGGAAGGUCUAGCAAGAGCGAAGGCAGAAUCGAGUACCCCGGCAUCUUUUAAUCCCAGCACGUCGGGUUCCGACGAUUACGAGAAGCGUAUCAGAGAGAUCGACGAGAUUAUUCGGAUUGCACAAUCGAACGUGGAGAAAUUUGACCGUCAAGAUGACACGGCGGAAGAUAUUUCACAGAUUGAUAUCACCGAGACAGACUCUAGGGGCCCCGGUGUUAACAUAGGCCCAGGACAAAGCAAGCUAAUCGAAGCGGCCGAUAAUUUUUGUGCGAUCGGGCUAAACGAAGGCCAGUCCCGUGUGGUGCAGGUACAACCGAAAGAUCAAGACAUUAUGGAAACUAGUACGGAUUCGUUGGAAUGUGAUGAUAACGCCGUUGACAAGAGAUGCGAUCCUCUUUGUAGGAGUUCGGAUUCCUUGGAAAUGAAAACAAACUUGGACUUACCGUCUCUGAGCUCGGAUUCCCUCAACAACACCCGUGACCCGCGAGAAUUGCAGCCGCCGAGUUGUACCUUUGAUCAAUUUGAUAAUUCCUGCAGGCGGAUAUCCUCCGACUCAUUGGAAAUACCUUCCUCGGAACAUCAGGAGGGUAAUAUUGUGCAGGAUAAGAGCCACGAAGCGAGCUGCGAUAACCGAAAUUAUUCCGAAAGAAGUGAUACUGACAAUUCCUCUGUCAGGCGCGUUGCCUCGACCGAAGCGGCAAGCUUAGCGAAUACGAGCUUGAAAUGUGAUCUGCCCAACGACGGGACAUAAAAGAUGAUGUCGGGUGUAUAAAUAUUGAUAGGUAAUGGACUAAAUGAAAACGUAUUGCUCAGGAUUCAUCGUUACCAUGCGAACUAAUAAUAAGCGAAGAGUUGAGAAAAGAUCUACGUUUGAUCAUUUUUGCUUUUAGUUCACCCAGCAUAUAUGAUCGAAAAAUAAACGUCAAAGAUAACUUAUGUGCAUAGUUAUGCUUAUGCCCUUUAUCAUACUUUCAGGUAAACACACGUGAA